Messenger RNA from Trichosporon asahii var. asahii CBS 2479, 645 nucleotides. RefSeq lists its product as uncharacterized. The coding region runs from base 1 to 645 and encodes 214 amino acids. The transcript has a single exon. Lineage: Eukaryota; Fungi; Basidiomycota; Tremellomycetes; Trichosporonales; Trichosporonaceae. The record is from RefSeq and is a predicted model, not a curated record.
AUGCCCGUUGACGGCCCCGAUGCUCAGCGCCGCGACCUGCACGCCUGGCUCUCCGUCGCGAAGGAGGGCGACACCCUCUCUUCCGGCGGAGCCCUCUACCAGCUCGUGACGCCCCACGACUCCUCCCUCGCCAAGCGACAAGGCACAGGCUCGUGCCCCAACGCGGAAUACCGCGUGACCGAGGUCGAGAGCACGGAGCAAGGCUGGUCGGGCUAUGCGCCCCGACACUGCUUCGACUGUUCCGGCUCAGAGGGUUCCUGCACAUUUGCAGAGUCAGUGGGAUGGGAGACGUCGUACACGAUCAGCUUUGGGCUGGACGCCUCCUCCGCAGGCCAGGUCGCAAGCGACAUCACGGGCAACAGCGGCCUCAACUUUGGGUAUGAGUGGACGCAGUCCUUCUCUGGCUCCGCGACUGCCAACUGCGAGUACCCGGGGGGCACGUACGGCCGGUUCCUCGUCCAGACCAAGAUUGGUAUCGCCAACACCCGCAGCAGGCUCUGCAGGAGCAGCUGCAUCAAUGAGCACUGCGACGAGUGGGAGUAUGGACGCGUCGAGUACCCCCUCAAAGACGAGAAUGGGCUCGCGAUCGAUGGGACCAAGUGCGAAACGGUCGACACCAACGAGGCGUGCCAUGCUGGCAUCUAG